ACAAUAUUUUCUUAUAAAUCAUUUAAAAACUUAGAAGCAACACAUAUCUGAAUGGUUUCACCCAAGAUGACGUAGGCGGUACAUGUGUGGACUCUGCCAAACGUGAUCAUGGGGAAGUCUAGAUCCAGGCCAGCGCCGAAGUUUGCUGAGAUGAAGAGGAGGAUCAACCCGAGGGACAGUAGAAUAAACAAAAAAGAACGCAGAAAAUCAAAGAAGAAACCCAAAGACGAGAGCAAGAUUGUGGAGAGACAAGUGCCCAAGGUUUCCUCAGCACUGUUCUUCCAGUAUAACACCCAGCUGGGGCCUCCCUACUACGUUCUGGUGGACACCAACUUCGUCAACUUCUCUAUCAAGAACAAGCUGGAUAUCGUACAGUCCAUGAUGGACUGUCUCUAUGCUAAAUGUGUGCCAUGUAUCACUGACUGUGUGAUGGGUGAGUUGGAGAAGCUGGGACCCAAGUACAGAGUAGCACUGAGGCUUGUGAAAGAUCCCAGGUUUGAGAGGCUUCCCUGCAUGCACAAAGGAACAUACGCAGAUGACUGCCUGGUGGCUAGGGUAACACAGCACAAAUGCUACAUAGUGGCAACAAAUGACAAGGACCUGAAGAGGAGACUGCGGAGAAUCCCCGGUGUUCCCAUCAUGUACAUCAGACAACACAGAUAUUCCAUCGAAAGAAUGCCAGAUGCAUUCGGGGCACCAAAAGUUUGAUGAUCUAAAUGUAGGGAUACCAAAAAGAAAAGCUUCAGCAAGAAAUAAAAUUGGAAUUUCCUCAUUCUUGACUUUUUGUACACUAUGUUAGACUUACUCAGGAAGAUCAGUUCAUUGUAGUGGUCAUUGUUGUUUCAGUAAGAAAUCACCACUUACCAUGUUAUCCACAGAUAAAGCUUUAUUAUCAUUCACUUACUUUAUAUUAUAUCUAUGUGAACUAUGGGACCAAAACCACAAAAGUUCUGGUGAAGGUAAUAGUAAAAUUUCUGUAUCAAAGGGAGAAAUAAAUGUCAGUAAAACCUCAUCAA
Molecule: messenger RNA, 1016 nt
Organism: Branchiostoma belcheri (Belcher's lancelet)
Lineage: Eukaryota; Metazoa; Chordata; Leptocardii; Amphioxiformes; Branchiostomatidae
Product: rRNA-processing protein FCF1 homolog
Exons: 8
Coding region: 109-708 (199 amino acids)
Cellular component (GO): small-subunit processome; nucleolus
Source: RefSeq, a predicted model, not a curated record